Molecule: messenger RNA, 2036 nt
Organism: Cydia fagiglandana
Lineage: Eukaryota; Metazoa; Arthropoda; Insecta; Lepidoptera; Tortricidae
Gene: morgue
Exons: 8
Coding region: 87-1451 (454 amino acids)
Molecular function (GO): protein binding
Source: RefSeq, a predicted model, not a curated record
AGUCUGUCAAAAAAUGGUUAAUACAAGCCAGGAAAAUUAUUGAAAUAGCUUCUUCUUUUUGAGAUAAACAGUUGGAUACACUAAAAAUGUCCGCUGUUACUGCAGAAUAUUACGAAUUUAUUAAAAAGUUGGAGGAGAAUGAUGACAAAUUAAUACCAAACCCCUUGGAACAGCCUGUUGAGUUCGAGUUUAAUAAUUCCACGUGCCAUGUCUGCAACGGUUAUUAUGGGCCAAGUUUCGGAGAACCAGUGUGCGUGACUUGCCAUGCGUUUCUUUAUCCGAAUUUUCCGUCGUUUUGUCCUAAUUCUUACUACUACAGUGAGAAGACUGACGACGGAGAUUCAGGGAAUGACGAGCCUUCAGAUCUCAACUACAGCUCGGACCGGAGGGUCAAUAGAGUCUGCAUGGUGCCUGCCAGCUGGUGGUACAUAAAUUCUCUAGAUAGUGAAAGCCCGGAAGAUGAAGCCAGUAACUCUGGCAAUGCAGCAAGCGCCAGUGGAAGUGGCAAUCACAGCAACACAAAUGGGAAUGGCUUGCCUCAUGGUCCAGACCAUCCGGACAUCCCUGACAAUGAGGAAGAAAUGCCUCAACCGCUCGCCCUGAGGCCUGAACCACUGGCACUGAGGCCUCCGCCCUGUCUUGCACAUUCGUUGCAGGCCUUGUCUACUCCGCGCCCACCAGACAAUGUGGCACCUGAGUUAAUAGCACAGUUGCCCACAGAAGUGCUGCUGGGCAUCUUCAGCUACCUGGACGACCUGUCGCUGAGCGCGUGCGGCGCCGUGUGCGCGCGCUGGCGCGGGCUGGUGCGCGCGCGCGUGCGGGCGCCGCGCUGGGCCGCGUUCGCCGCGCGCCGCUGGCCGCUCUACCGCCCGCUCACACACAACAGGGACUGGUACAAGGUGUACCAGUCACUGGUGGAAUCCUGUUUCUGUCGCAACUGCCUCGUGCAGAUGUGCGUACAGGCGCAGCCGCCCGGCGAGGAGAGCGCGUGGCGACACAACAGACUCCGCAUCGAGCUCAAAAUGAUGCGCAACGACCCGCCAGAAGGCAUCGCGGCGACGCCGCUGGACGCGCGCUGCUGCCACUGGCAGGCCUCCGUCACCGGCCCGGCCGGCUCCCCGUACGAAGGCGGCAUCUUCUACCUGUACAUACAAGUGCCUUACGCGUACCCAAUGAGUCCACCGGUGGUCCGCUUCCUGACGCGCAUCCUGCACCCGAACGUGUCCCGGCACGGCGACGUGGGCAUCGACUCCGUGCACCACAACUGGUCGCUCGCACUCACCAUCAGCAAAGUGCUCAUCUCUAUACAGAGCCUGCUCACGGACCCCUACACUGCCGUGUGCAUGGAACCGGAACUAGGUGAGAUGUACGUCCGCGACCGAGCGCGCUUCGAGAGCCUGGCGCGCCGGUGGACCUGGCGCUACGCCAUGCAAGACAUCCUGCCCUACUGAGGCCUCGCGUGCGGCUCCUGUGACACAGCCUAAAGAAACUGACCUUUUGGGAGUUGUUAUCUGCUAGUUUAGGGUGGCCACAUUAUCGGCAGAAAAAGCGAUACGAUUUUGACAAGCUGUGAGGAAUUUGCACAACUUUGACGCAAAAAAAUGCAACUGAAUAUAAAUUCAAAAUGAUUCGUGUAAUAGCCAUCGAGUGCCCUUAUCUCUCUCUGGCCGUACCCGCAUGACUGAGAAUUAUGAUACUUAUCUCCUGUGUAUGUGUAUGGUAACUAUAAAUUAGCAACAUUUUGUCGAAGGCAUAUCGUGAAUAGGUUUUGAUUUAUAGUCGACUUGACUGUCGCCUAAAGAAAGUAGAACUUAUUAAAUGGAAUAUUUUCUAACCCUUGGCAACACCUGCAACAUAAAGCCAAGAGAACAAAUUGAUAAAUAUAAAGGCUAACUAAAGUACCUAUAGUAAUCAUUUGCGAAUGUUAUUAAUGGCCAGAUAGGCGGGGAUGAAUAGGUAUGAGUAGUUACCCUAAGUAAAUCACAUAAAUGUAACGUAACACAUACUACCUACGAAAAUAAAACAAUGUAAUUGAA